Molecule: messenger RNA, 615 nt
Organism: Haemonchus placei
Lineage: Eukaryota; Metazoa; Nematoda; Chromadorea; Rhabditida; Trichostrongylidae
Source: the annotation of a GenBank genome assembly
AUGCUCGGACACGAGUCGCUGCUUGUCGCGCAGUCCCUCGCUAUUUUUCUCUUUGGUAGUCCUCUAUCAGAGGCUUGUGCAGAUUGUGUAACACUUGCUCCUGGACAAGAAAAAGUCAUAAAUUUUGAAGAAAAUGAUUUCAAUCUACCGCUGCAAAUGAUGUACUCCACAAAUCGAAAAGCAAAAGUGCAGGCAUUAAAUAUGUCGGCGACCAAGGAACAAGCACUAAGAGCAAUCAACAAUAUCUUCGAAAUUGCGAUGCACGAUGGAAUUAGCCAUCAGCUAGCCGUUCAAGGGCUUUCAAUGGAAGUUUUGAAGCAAAUACAAUACAUGCCGUCUACUUACGAUCCCCUCCAGUGCAACGAUGUCGCCGUGGCAGCAUCGUACGGGCAAGUUGUUGAGUUUGAUUCGGAGAGUAGCGGAAGCGUGUACAAUUGCGGUGUGAUUUCAAAUCCAUAUCAGCUAGCAUCUGUUUGCCAAAGCACAAAGUGCACCAUAUUAGAAAAUACGAUUCCCCAAGAAUUCCUUACAUACAAAGGAAGCCUCAAGAAGUAUGCCCUCUUCCUUACCCUUCUAGUCUUCCUUCACCGAGCUCCCAGCUUUAACAAGCCCUAA